Molecule: messenger RNA, 3313 nt
Organism: Telopea speciosissima
Lineage: Eukaryota; Viridiplantae; Streptophyta; Magnoliopsida; Proteales; Proteaceae
Product: protein FAR1-RELATED SEQUENCE 5-like
Exons: 6
Coding region: 246-2816 (856 amino acids)
Biological process (GO): regulation of DNA-templated transcription
Molecular function (GO): zinc ion binding
Source: RefSeq, a predicted model, not a curated record
GCUUUCAGUUGUUUGCUUGAUAAGUUCUUGUUACUGCUGCUUCAUUAGACCCAGAUACUGAGCUUAGGAGCUUGGAAUUUAGGUUUUGAUCCCUACUUAAGUCAAAUUAUUCAUAUUUACAAUACGGAACAAAUUCUUGGUUCAUUCAUAUUACCUCUAAGUCAGGAUUAGGAGAAAUUGUGCGGUGAAGGAAAGAUCCUGGAUUACCUUGUUUCUUCAUUAUAGAUGCAACGCAGCAAAUAUCAAUGGAAGUUGGGAACAAUAGUAAGUUGGUCAGUCCACAAAAUGAAAAUGUGGAGACUGAAAUUCAAACAUCACGGAGGUUGGAAGUGGACCAAGGGGAGGAUGAAUGUCACACAGAAGACCUUUAUGAUGAUGGUGGGUUGGUCGAAUGCCCUAAUCCAUUUGAAGAUACAAGCAAAGAUUUAAUUCAUUCAAAAGUUUCGAAAGAAUGGAUACCAGAAGUUGGUAUGGAGUUUGAUUCAGAGCUGGCUGCUUAUAAAUUUUAUAGUAGAUAUGCUGGAGCUGUGGGUUUUAAUGUUAGAAGAGAUAGCGCACAUAGAAACAAAGAUGGUGCAUUUAGAGAUAGAGUAUUUUGUUGUUCCUGUCAAGGCCAACGUCAACCAGAUAAAAGAGAGAAAGAUAUGAGGAAUCAUCGGCCAGUUACAAGAUUUGGUUGUUUGGCAAAGAUGAAGAUUGUGCUUCAAAAGAACGAGAAAUUGCGUGUUACCCAGUUUCUACAAGACCAUAGUCAUAAAACUGAACCCCCUAGUAAGGCUCACUUGUUCAAAUUGCAAAGAAAUUCAAGUGUUGCCCAUGCUGCUGAAGCUAAUUUAACAAAUGAGUCUGGUGCAGCACCAACUGCAAUCUUGGAAGGGACAAUUGAUCUUUAUCAAAUGGAUUACAAAAAUUACUUGCAUUCUAAGCGGAUGAUACAAAUGAGGGUUGGAGAUACAGGAGGUGUCUUAAAAUAUCUCCAACAGAUGCAAUUGGAAGAUCCACCCUUUUUUUAUGCAAUACAAGUGGACGAGGAUGAUUUAAUGACCAACAUUUUUUGGGCAGAUUCGAGGAUGGUGUUGGAUUAUGCUCAUUUUGGUGAUGUGGUUUGCUUGGACACAACAUGUAGGAAUACUAAAGAUUGUCGUCCUUUUGCACUAUUCUUUGGAGUGAAUCAUCAUAAGAAAAUUGUCAUAUUUGGUGUUGCAGUGUUGUAUGAUGAAUCAAUUGAUACUUUUAGCUGGUUAUUUGAUACUUUUUUCAAAGCAAUGUCAGGGAAAAGGCCAAAGACCAUACUUACAGAUCAAGAUGCAUCGGUUGCUAAGGCAAUAUCAACCCAGCUACCAGAAACCUAUCACCGUCUCUGUGUAUGGCAGGUGCACCAAAAUGCCAUUAAGCUUCUUAAACCAUUUCGGACUUCCAAUACUUUUGCCAAAGAUUUUAGUAAUUGCAUGUAUGACCAUGAUGACGAGGAGGACUUUUUGAAUGCAUGGAAUUUGUUAUUUGAACGAUAUGAGUUUCAUCCUUCAGAAAAAGAAUGGUUGCAAAGGUUGUUUGAGAUAAAAGAGAAAUGGGCUUUAGUCUAUGGACGAGAAAGCUUCUGUGGGGACAUAACCUCUGCACAACAGAGUGAAUCCAUUAGUAAAAGACUGAAGGAGUAUGUUAGCUAUAAGCAUCAUAUGUUGCAAUCUUUUUGGAAUUUCCAGAGGUUGAUGGAAAAGAGACGAUAUGAAGAGUUGAAAGACGACUUGAGAGCAAAUCGUAGUACCCCUACAUUGGCAUUUUCAGUGGAGACGUUGAAGCAUGCAGCAAGAUUAUACACACCUGAAAUAUUUGAAAAUUUCCAGUAUCAGAUUGGGCAAACUUGGUCUUAUGAUUUGCACAAGUGUGGUGAGGUAGGGACAGUGACUGAGUACAAACUAAUCCAUCAUGAGAAGCAAAAUCAGUACAUUGUUACAUUUGACGCUUCAGAAGACACAGUUGUCUGUAGUUGUAAGAAGUUUGAAUUUGUUGGGAUUUUGUUUUCCCAUGCUUUGAAAGUUCUUGGCUGUAGAAAUUUUAGGAGGGUCCCACCCCGAUACAUAUUAAAGAGGUGGACAAAAGGUGCAAAAGCUGGAGUUGUUGGAGUUACAAAUGGCUUGACCACCCGAGGUGACCCAAAGGUAGAAUUUGGAAGGCGUUACAAAGAUUUGCUUCAAAUUUGUGUUCAAUUGGCAUCAAAAUCUGCAGAGUCUGAAGAGAGAUAUGUAGUUGCUGUUUCUUGCGUCGAGAAGGCAAUAAAAGUAAUGGAAGGAAUGGGAUAUAAAGCUGUACAGAAACCUUCAACUGGUAGUACAGAUGAUGCAGAAAGUGUGUGUGACCUAAAUAGAGCUGUACCUGUUGAAGGUAUAGAUGUUUCUGUUGAUUGUAUUGAGAGAACCCAUAGUGAUGAUGACAGCAAUACAGAAGCACCCAUUAUAGUAACAAGCAUGAAAACUAAGGAAAUAGGUGCGAGUGGUUCUAAUAAAAGGCCAAAGAAUUCGGCAGAUAAAACUCCUAGAGGGAAUAUAACUAUGAAUGAACCCACUUCUGUGCCAAGCUCAACACAUUCUGUGCCCUGUUUUCCAGUUGAGUGCUAUUCAAGCUCAUUGCCUCCACCAACUCAAUUUAUUCAGGGGCUUCAUGGUUUCAAAGCAAAUCUCUCAAGUGGUCAUUAUAUUAUUGGUACCUCAUAUCCACCAUCCAUGACUCCAUUUAUUCAGCCAUCUGAUCCAAACAUUGUCUACCACCAAAAUAAUUCCGGCGCUGUCUACCAUCAAUCUAACCAAAGCACUGAUUAAUUUGAGUUUCUUGCCAUUAAUCGAGUUGCCCAGGUAGAUACCAACAGUAUCCUUGUAGCAAUGGGGAACCUUAGCAUCAAAAGGAAGUACAAGGAAACCAAAGCCUUGCUAUACAGAUAUUUUAAGGGCUUGGCCGUUGUUGCUAUGGUUGUGAAUUCUGCAUCUUCUUUGUUUGCUUAUGUUGCUGACUGCACAUGCUUCUGGGCCUUUUCUUAUGUUAGAAAAGGUGCAGGACCAGAAGAGGUAAGAGAAGCUAGACCGAGUCUGAUGAGUUAGGAACCCUGAAAAUGAAGCUUGUGGGAUUAAAAGAGGCCUACCUCUGGUACAAUGUUGAGAUUCACUCUCAAGGCGAAGACUUAGCCACAAGUUCAAAUUUCAGAGAGAGGUUAAUCAUCCUUAGCGAUGUUAUUUCCUGAUGCGCAGUCUGAAUGGAAACUGGUAGAUCCUAAUUCUGACAUACCAUUAUGUAAAUAGAGCUUAUGUUGCUUUAAAGCACA